Molecule: messenger RNA, 1982 nt
Organism: Durusdinium trenchii
Lineage: Eukaryota; Dinophyceae; Suessiales; Symbiodiniaceae
Source: the annotation of a GenBank genome assembly
GAGCUGGAAGAAUGGGACUAUAAAAUUCAUCGCGACCGUGUAGCUUCCUAGCUAACAAACGCGAACCCCAAGUGACUUGUGACUUAUAGAAUGUCAGCGUUGAAUUGUGCGUGAAGUUGCGUGAAGAUGGCUCCGCAUUUUUGAUUUGCAAUUUUGGCUCAACUUUUCAAGGGCCGAUCAGUGCAGAUCAGUGUAUAUAGGGCCCUUGUGGUAGGUGAGCGCCGCCAAAAAAGCGCGCUGCGGCGCAAAUCGGUCCGCCGUCCUUGAGACAUUAUUGGCCCAGCAGGCAGCAGGUGUAGAUACAGCUGCUGAAGCUGCUGGUGGCCUACUUGGUCGCAAAUUUGCUGACCAUGGAUGGCUCAGACGGAGGCUCGAUUGCAGGUGAUUCUGAAGAAUUUGAAUACGAGGAUCAAGAUGUGGAGCUUAAAUCAGGUGGUGAAGAAGAUGAAGACCAAAUGGUUAUUGAGCCGCCAGAAGUGCGGAAAGCUCCUUACACGAUUAUGAAUGCAGGAGAUCUGGCAAACCGUCAGAACAAAUGCAUUAGUGAGGCCUCUGACCUGCUCCAAGUGACGCACGAAGAGGGCUUUGUGUUGCUACGGCAGCACGGAUGGGACUUGCUUCGAUUACAGGAGGCAUGGUUUGACAAUGACCAGAAGGUGCGGAAUCGAUGCGGUCUCAGCACCGCAAAGUGCACGUCACCUGCUCCAUCUUCCAAUCUGGCAGGCCCCAAGGUAUGUUCGAUUUGCAUGUCCGCCAUCGAUGAUUUGGUGGCCUUGGACUGCAGUCAUGGCUUUUGUGAAGAGUGCUGGAGGGGCUAUCUACAUACACAGGUAGAUGAUGGCAAGUCGGCGGUGCAGACUCGCUGUCCUCAGCACAAGUGCCCCAUGGUAGUGCCGACUGCUUUCUUCUCUCGCUUUUGCGAUGUAGAGAGGCAGAAGAAGUAUCAGGACUGGUGCCUGCGGACCUAUGUGGAUGAAAAUGCGUCCGUAAAGUGGUGCCCUAAUCCAGUGGGUUGUCAGUUUGCCUGUGAAUAUCAGGGCGUCGAGAGUCUGGAAAUUCAUUGCCAGUGCACCUUUGUUUGGUGCUGGGCUUGCGGUGAAGAAGCUCACAUGCCCGCUAGUUGCAAAACUGUCAACCAGUGGAAUGUGAAGAAUAGCGCGGAAUCAGAGAACAUCAGCUGGAUCCGAGCUCACACAAAGAAGUGCCCCAAGUGUCACAAGCCAAUCGAAAAGAACCAGGGCUGCAACCACAUGGUUUGCUCAAAGGCCGGCGGUUGUGGUCACGAAUUCUGUUGGCUUUGCUUGGGUGAUUGGGCAUCACAUGGGACUUCAACUGGCGGGUAUUACCAGUGCAACAUUUACGACAAGCAGUCCAAGCAGGGCAAGCAUGCAGAAGAAGAAAGAAGUAGACAAGAAGCCAAGCAUGCGCUUGACAUUUACAUGUUUUACUUUGAGCGCUUCAUGGACCAUGACAAGGGCAUGAAGCUUACUGUGAUCCAAGAGCAGGACAUCGAGGGCAAGGUACAAAGACUCCACGACGAGCAUGGUUUUGCAAUUAUUGAGUUGCAGUUCCUCUAUGAUGCACUUCGGCAAGUCCGAGCAUGCCGGAGAGUCCUCAAGUGGACGUAUGUCUAUGGCUACUACCUUGAUGAUUCUAAUGAGAAGCCGCUCUUUGAAUACCUGCAGAAGAAUCUUGAAGAAAAGACGGAUUGCCUUCACGAGAUGUUGGAAAAGGACUUCGACAAGAUUUUUUUUGAUCAGGACAAUCAGUUAAGCAGCGGCUCUGAAGAAGCACAUCAGAAGUUCAUGACCUUCCGCAGUCAUGCGACGAACUUCACGAAUGUGACUCAGAAGUUUCUAACUCAGAUCCUAACCGAUCUGGGAUCUGACACUGGUUUGGGUCAACGAUUUUCUCAGAGCUCGACGUGACAGGCACUGCCAUCACCAGUUUCACUGAUGGCUUAUGAUUCGGCAAAGACCGUC